This is a messenger RNA of Diversispora eburnea, 549 nucleotides long. The record is from the annotation of a GenBank genome assembly. NCBI's taxonomy places the organism in Eukaryota, Fungi, Glomeromycota, Glomeromycetes, Diversisporales, Diversisporaceae.
AUGGAAACAUAUAAAGCAAUAAUUUUUGAUAUAGGAGGGGUUUGUGUAGGUUCACCUUUAGAAGGAAUUUCACAAUACGAAAGAAAACAUAAUUUACCACUAAACUUUAUUAACGUGUCAAUGUAUGCUGGAGAAAACGGUUCCUUUCAACGUUUAGAACGAGGAGAAAUUAAAGUACAUGAAUUUCUUAAAAUAUUUAGUGAAGAGAUGUCAAAUCCUAAAAAUAAAGAAUUAUAUCUUGAAUAUCUUUUAUUACGUGGAGAUAAAACAAUAUCUAAUGAAACAUCAAUAUUUCCAGCUACCAUAAAAAUUGAAGGAAAAGAAUUAUUUCAAAAAAUGAUAGCAGAAACGACAAAACUUAAUCCAAUAAUAUUUAAAGCAAUAAAAAAUCUUAAAGCUAGCAAUAAAUUUAAAAUUGUAGCAUUGACAAAUAAUUUUCAAAUUUCAAAUGAAGAUUCACAAAUAUUGGAAUUUAUAGGUGAUGUACCUUUAGAAUUAAAAAAUUUAUUUGAUGAAUAUAUUGAGUCAAGCAUUAUUGGAAUGAGGUAA